AUGUACCCAAAGAAAAGAGGCAACAGGCCGACAAAUCUCGAGGACUUCAGGGAUGAGAUCGAGGAGAGGACAAGAAAUGGCCAGGGAAGCAAGGCCAUCGCUGACGCCCUCAUCGAGAAGGGCGUCGACACAAAUGGCAAGGCUGUCUCGGCGCAGAGAUUAAGAUGGGGAAUCAGGACCAAGGCACGUCGGAGGACGACAGAACGCGGCAUCGCCAACAUCAAGAAGGCCCACGCCGAGCGAAAAGCGCGCGAGGCAAACACCGUCCGAGUCCGGAACCUCAAUCAGAUAGACCGGGUCCGCAAGAUGCGCCACGCAGAGGUCCUCCCCAUGAGCCGGGAAGGCAUGUCGGUGGCAGAGAUCGAGAAGAACCUGAAGGACCGCGGCGUCGUCUACAAGAGGGGCGGGUUCAAGAGACUCUGUACGAAACUGGGCCUGGACCCGAACCCACUGAACAGCGUGAAAUCUACUCGGCAUCACUACUACAACUAG
Diaporthe batatas is the source of this 492-nucleotide messenger RNA. RefSeq lists its product as uncharacterized. Bases 1 to 492 code for a protein of 163 amino acids. The record is from RefSeq and is a predicted model, not a curated record. The transcript has 2 exons. Lineage: Eukaryota; Fungi; Ascomycota; Sordariomycetes; Diaporthales; Diaporthaceae.